AUGAAACGCGCUCAUCCUGACUCGCAACCGACCGCCCGAAAGCGCGUCCGCACCGACGCUCCUGUUCCCGAGUCAAAUGAUGCGGUUCUGCGUCGCCCAAACAUCACCAAACUUGCCCCUCCUCGCCCGUUUCCAACUGUACCAACUUCUGUCUCUGCAACGGGUCCGAGAUCAGCUCACAAAGAAGGAAAAAAUAUGAUCUGCAUAACGCGCAAAACACCACUAGCCGCUUAUCUACGACGAUGCAAGAAAGUCAUUCUUGAGGAUGGUUACAAAACCCUUCAUCUCAGUGCGAUGGGUGCAGCGAUACCACAUCUUCUCCAACUCUCAGUUGCAUUACCACCCAUUCUCCCGUUCUCACCUUCUGAGUUGCAUACCGAAGUUUCGACUAAUACCGUCCACGUCCAAGAUGAGAUAAAUCCGGACAACGAAGAGGAUGAUGUCCAGUACAACACCCGUGGAAAGUCAACUUUGCUGGUGGUCAUUCGGAUUGGCGAUGGCCAUGGCCCAGAGGUUAAAACAAAGUCUAAAGUAGCCAAACCUCGGCCAGCAACAAAAAGUGGUGGUGAAGGGUCCGGACCUGUUGUUUUUUUUGAGCCAGACCAAGAAGACAUGGACAUUUGA
Messenger RNA from Mycena indigotica, 624 nucleotides. RefSeq lists its product as uncharacterized. Gene Ontology annotation, molecular function: nucleic acid binding. Gene Ontology annotation, biological process: tRNA 5'-leader removal. The record is from RefSeq and is a predicted model, not a curated record. Bases 1 to 624 code for a protein of 207 amino acids. The transcript has 2 exons. Lineage: Eukaryota; Fungi; Basidiomycota; Agaricomycetes; Agaricales; Mycenaceae. Gene Ontology annotation, cellular component: nucleolar ribonuclease P complex; ribonuclease MRP complex.